AAACGCAAAGCGCAGGCGAGACGAAGGUCAUCGGCGGCUUCUGCAUCGUCAUCUGUCGCUGAAGCGGCUCCUUUCUAUGCCUACGGCGUUCGACCACCCAGUACGCAAGCCGAGGCCGCCGAAAUGAUAAUUGCUAUCCUCCAUAAGCAACGCGCACUUUUGCAGUUCUACCUGAAAGCUUUCCGGCAGGAGCCUCAUUGCUCUUUCUUUCGCACCGCAUACCUUCCUUGGCUUGCCAACGAGGAGGAAGCCGGAGUCUCCGUGGACAGCCUCCCCCAGACGCCCACGAGUCCGUCCAUCCCAAGCAACAUUCGCGGGAGCCUCCCUGCCCGCCCGCUUGACCAACCGCUGACGGCAUCUUUGUUCAUGGAUGGAAUCGAGAGCUUCGGAGAAUGGCCAAUACUGACGUCCCCCCGUGCUCAGCGCGACCUCCGCAAGGCCCGCAAAGAGGACGCGAAGAAAUUCAAGAUCAUCGUCAAGAAAAUCCAGGAGCUCUCGAAAGGCCACUUCUCUGACGACAAUCAUAAGAGGCUGACAGGUCUAAAUGUCGGAGUGCCCGUGUAUGAGGCCAAGAUGUCGCGAGACCUGAGAUUGGUGUAUCAAAUCCAAUGGACCCCCGUCUUUGAGUCCGAUGUAACAAUCCGGAUCUUCGGUGUAUACACCCACGCCCAACUUGAUGCUAGGUUUUGGAGCGCCGUCAGUCGAUCGUCCGCCAACCAAGAAGCCGAAUACAAGAAGCGGCGACGCGACCGGGCGACGUACCGAAGGGGCGACAACGUCGUACUGCCGCUAGUAUUCUCGGACUCUAGCGCGUCUAAAUCGGAGAUGCGGGAGCCGUCGCAAGACCUAAACGAUAUCGCCAAGGAUCUCUCCAAAGCGGAUAUGGAAGAGCAAGAUAAACGUCGCCUCAUAGACAUAUUGGCGGACCAGGACGUUGCACACGUCUUCAAUGUAUCGGAACCGGAAAGGGAGAUCAUCGAGUACCCCGACUCGUGCAUUGUCGUCGGGCGAAGUGGGACUGGGAAAACUACCACCAUCCUGUUCAAGAUGCUCGGCAUAGAGCGCUCCGCGGAGGCGCAGGGAGUAACAGACGUAGCCAAGCCCCGCCAGCUGUUCAUCACCCAGUCUCGCGUUCUCGCGGACAAGGUCGCAGAGUACUACGGAAAACUGCAGCAGUCAUUUUCCACAGAGAACUCUACGCCGACCGAGCUCAAGGAGAUGGCUGCCAAAGGGGGGACCGUGCAUCAGAGGCGCCAGCGGCUCGUCGAUGCCGACGAAGAAGUAUACUGGGAAGCCGAUCUCCCAAAACGAUAUGGAGCACUCGAAGACGGACAUUUCCCGAUGUUUCUGACGUACGAACACCUGUGUCGGCUCCUUGAGAGCGAGUUCAAUGUGAUGCUCUCUGAAGCGGACAAGCAGCGAGAGGUGAAGCACACUCUCCGGAAGGCGCUUCAACGCAGCAACUCCGAGUCGAAGAGCACAGCGUUUCGUGAUACCAUCAUCACCUACAAGACAUUCGUGGACAUAUACUGGGCCCCCUUCCUGAAGGGCAAGUAUCCGGAUGUAAUAUUCAGCGAGUUUCUAGGCACGUACUUCAUAUCUGGCGUCAUCCAGGGCUCCGAACAAGCUUUCAACUCGGACACUGGUUAUCUCAGCAAGGACGCGUACUGCGGCAUCAAUCGUCGCUCCCUUGGCGUGAUUACGGACUACGGCCAGCGCGAGGCCAUCUAUGACCUCUUCUUGUUGUAUCGGACGAAGAAGCGACAACUUUGGCAGCGCGAUGCAGCUGACAGGCGCGUCAUAUCCUUCACGACUUUCCAAUUGAAGAAGGGCCUCCCCGGUCGACCCGUCGACUACUUGUAUGUUGACGAGGCCCAGGACAACCUUCUCAUCGACACUUUCGUGCUCCGUGCCCUAUGCCCAAAUCCGCGUGGUAUAUUCUGGGCUGGUGACACCGCGCAGACAAUUUCGGCGGGUAGCACGUUCAGAUUCAGCGAGCUGAAGGCCUUCCUGUAUCGGUUCUCUCAUUCUUCGCCAAACGGCCCUCCUCCCUCAAGCCCACAAAUAUUCAACCUCACUACAAACUAUCGCUCUCACGCCGGCAUCGCCAGCUGCGCGGCUACUAUCGUCGAACUGAUGACGAGAUUUUGGCCCGACUCCGUGGACGUCCUGCCCCGGGAGGAGGGUAUGACUGUCGGUCCAAAGCCUAUGUUUUUCCAUGACGAGUACUCUGCAAACUUGACCCAGUUUCUAUCUGAGGACUCGGAAAGUAGUACAGCCGAAUUUGGUGCACGUCAGUGUAUCCUGGUUCGGGAUGAAGCAAUGAGGGAAAGACUACGUCGUGAAGUUGGUCAGAUAGGCAUCAUCUUGACAAUCCCUGAGAGCAAGGGGCUCGAAUUCGACGACAUCUUGUUGUACCAACCAUUCCAAGAUUCUCCCGAAGAGUUUCAGCAAUGGCGCCUCAUUUCAAGCUGUGUCCCUGGAGGAUAUGCACCCGCCUUCAACGAGGUUCGCCAUAGCGGGAUAUGCCGAGAGCUCAAAUUCCUGUACGUGGCCGUCACACGGGCACGGAUGAAUCUCUGGAUCAUGGACUGUUCGGGUAAAGGAGAGCCCAUGCGGAGCUUUUGGACGCACGCCGGUCUGAUCGACAACCGUAACCGUUGGGAUCCCAUGCCACGUCUGGCCGUGUCCUCCAGCAAGGAUGAGUGGGCGGAGGUCGCUUGGAGCCUGUUCCAGAAGCAGCAGUUUUCCGAGGCGGAAUUGGCGUUCGAGCGGGCAGGGCUCCCAAAGGAACGCCGGAUCGCGCAUGCCUACCUCUUGCGCAACUCCGCUUUGGCGUCCUCUGCGGCUCUUGCCACCGAGAGUGGGGACUCUGCUUCCGCCAUCAAGCGCUGCACUACCGUCGCUCAAGCGUUCUUGCAAUGCGCUGAAGAGGCGGAAGAUGUGGAGGACAAACGCAGCUACCGCCGCAUCGCCGGACAAUACUACGCCCUCGCGGGAAACGAUCGGGCCGCAGCACAAGCUUUCUACGAUGCAGGGUUCUACGAUGAAGCUGCAAAGCACUACCGCGCUGCGGGCAUGUUCGACGAUGCUGUCCGCGUCGUCCAGAAACAUCGAGAGGUCGACACCUCGCUCGCUGAGUCCAUCAUCUCCGUCGCGAAGCUCCAAUUUUCGAGGGAGAACGAGAUCGAGAAAGCGUGUACAUUGUUUCCCUCGCAGGACGAAGCACUGAACUAUAUGGCUAGCUACGGUCUCGAGACACCUCGCGCAACCCUUCUCGAGCAACUUGGCAGAUAUUCGGAAGCUGCAGAGUGCCAACUGGCGGAGGGGAACAUCUCUGAGGCUACUAGGCUCUUUCUGCUGGACACCCACAGCCCAGCGGCUCUUUCGCGAGCUGCGGGAACAGUACUGGAUGGACUGUGGUCGGCGUUGUCCUUCACUGGGAGUCUGGCGCAGUCACCAAUCGGCGAAGCCCGAGACCGCGGCUCUUUGGACGAUCUCCUGCAAUUGUUGGACAUGUUCCAGGACUUGCCUAUGGACGCCGAGGACCGCGACGAGAUGGCCGUAUUCCGAGCGAUAUCACGGCGCGACCUGAACGCCGUCCGCCUCCUUCGCCACAGCUUCGCUCGAUCCAACAACGAGGCGGCACUGUUCCUUUGCCUUGACACGGUCUUCUCCGUACCCCUCGAGCUAGAUUCAAUGUCCCCCGCAGGGAUUGUUUCGUGCUUCAAAGCGUUUUUGGUCUACGCGGGCACAAUGCGACACUUCGUUUGCCAUCCUGAUCCAUGCAACUACCCGGCGAUGAAGAAGCUGUUCACCUUCUCCACGUACGAUGAAGAUCACUGUCUCCUCCAUCAAGGAAGUACCCUCAUCUCUAGCGUCGAGUCUCCGCGCAUCGAGCGGGAUGCGAACGGAUGGCUUGGCGUCGUGAUACUUCGGCGAGAACUCGAGCGGCUGGUCAAGGAUGCGCUCAAGAGGCGUUUGAGGAAGAGGGUGUUGGACCAGAACGAGACGUUCCACAACCUGCGCUCUAUCCGACUCUGUUUCCUCUUCGCGACAUCUCGUGGACGUUGUCCCCGUGGCGAUCAAUGCGCGAACUACCACGCCCCCGCGGAAAGCCACAGCGCCAACAACUACAUCACCUUUGUUCGGAUAUAUGUGCUGCAUAUCAUGAUAUACCACACCCUGUACGCCACCGACAUACCUUCCCGCGAGUUGUUCAUGCAGCAGAGAGCUUGGCUCCGGCGUUUGUAUGAAGCCUUGUUCCCGCCGCACUACACACUUGGAGCCCCACAUGUGAUCACCGCUACCGCUGUCCCCGAGAUAGAGCAAGGUCGCCACAUCAUCGCCGUAUGGAUCGGGGACCUGCUCAACAGCAUACAACCUGGCUCGGAAGACAAUCUCUACGUCUUUCUCAGCAAUCUCAUCAGGGUCACUCGCCUAGCCAUGCUAUUCGACCACGGCACAGCUACAAGGUCCCUACACCGCAUUCCAUGCAUCUUCCCGAGGCGCCGAUCUCUGCCAUCGCUCUGGAGAGGGAACACCUAUGUCGUGCGAGACCUCGUUUACGCAAUGCAGAGUACCGAGGGGGACUCACUAGACAGAGGCGUUCUCUUCCUCAAGUACGUCGCACGUAACCGGCUUCCCAUCGAUCUUAGCAUUCUAUGCGACUUCAUGGACCAGCUUUGCGGCUCUCUGAUCGCCGCCACACGACUUCAAUAUGGGCGGUCUCUCCACGACGUCACCAUGCCGAAGAGCUGGGCGGCUCGACUGGUGAGAGCCCUACCGAUGCUGCGGGGCAAAUCGACGCGUCGAGCGACAGAAUACGCGUAUCACUUCAAGGAUCUCCUCCAGCAGGUUUACUCCGGGACCGACCCCAAUUGGCAUCUCUUCUUCGAGAACACCGACUUGUCCAUACGAGGUGCUUACAAAACUCGAAACGUCUUGGUCGCAAGGAUCUGCAAGAACUUGUGCCUAUGGGGCUACAACACUCGUUCUCCGGACCUGCGGCGAGAAAUCAUGGCGUCUAUCGCUGCAAUCGGACUCGGUGACAUCGUCCUCAGUCCCCUCUUACUCAGCUACUUGUAUGCGACAUCUUGGAGCGGCCUCGAAAGGGCUGUGCGCGCGUCCACCACCGGAUCCGACCUCGACGAGAUGGUUCAGUUCUGGAACACUGCACAAGGAGUGCGCAUCGACCAUUUCCAGAACGUCCGCCGCAUCCCUUUCCGCCGUACUGAAGACCUAGCCACCCUUCCGGAAUUUGGAUACCCCCUUGGACUGGAACCGAAGACACUCCCCUCAGACUCUCAGGUCGCAGCCAGUACUUCCCUCACAACACCCUCGUCAACCGCCCCAAGUUCCCAUGAUUCUACCGCCGCGCGGGACCAAAGCCGUACAGCGCGUGCACGGAACAACGACGUAGACGGCGAGUCGGGGCGCGCAGCUCCGGCGCAACCCCUCGAGCCUGAGCAAACCGUUGCGGACGAAGCCGAGGAUGCCCCUUCCCUCUCGGAACGCGAAUUCGCUGCAGCCACCAUCAUCGCCGACGCCUUCAAACAGUACUGGGCACGCGUCCAGAACAAGCGUGACUCCUUGCAGGAAACGAGGCACCGGAUCUACAUGCAGUUCCGCGAGCAGGCGCGGAAGAAGUCGUGGUCCCGCCCGCUGUGCCGCAAGCUCUUCCUCGGCCCGCUGCCGCAUGCGUACUUCGCGCUUGAGUGCACGAAGAGCCACCUGAACGCGGCGAUGGCAGGAACGAGGGAGAAACUCAAGAGCGUCGACCACCGGGAGCUCGAGGUUCUGCUGUCUGCCUUGGACUCUCUUGGGAAACUGCACGAGGGCGUCUCGCGUCUGCAUCAGCGGCUCGAACCUGCGGCGCGGAUCUACGACAAUUGCGACGUCGCGACGAUCAGGACGUGCGUGCUCGACGUGGAUGAGGUGGUGCGUGCCGUGUUGGCCGACAGCCAGGAGGACGUAUUGGUAUGGCAAGAUGAUUUGGGCCUUGCGAAAAGCGUUGUUGCCGGCGUGUGAGGCCUUGAGGUCUGAACUUGAGGCCUGAGUUACUUGUCGAAGGUUGAGCGCUGUGAGAUGUAUGACUAAAUACUAUAUAUUCUGUGUUCGUAUAUUGUAUGUGUAUG
Molecule: messenger RNA, 6137 nt
Organism: Trametes versicolor FP-101664 SS1
Lineage: Eukaryota; Fungi; Basidiomycota; Agaricomycetes; Polyporales; Polyporaceae
Exons: 32
Coding region: 124-6030 (1968 amino acids)
Molecular function (GO): protein binding; ATP binding; metal ion binding
Source: RefSeq, a predicted model, not a curated record